Messenger RNA from Carica papaya (papaya), 2171 nucleotides. Its product is annotated as Eukaryotic aspartyl protease family protein. Gene Ontology annotation, molecular function: aspartic-type endopeptidase activity. The record is from RefSeq and is a predicted model, not a curated record. Lineage: Eukaryota; Viridiplantae; Streptophyta; Magnoliopsida; Brassicales; Caricaceae. Gene Ontology annotation, biological process: proteolysis.
UUAGCAUUAAUUCACUCUUCAAAAAUUUUAGCGCAACUUUUCUUGCUAAUCAUCUUUCUCUCUCUCUCUCUCUCUCUCUCUCUCUCUCUCUCUCUGUGCGGGAAUUCAUUUCUUUUAGUUGUCGCUCCUCAAUGCGCAGAUUCAAGCGACCUAUCUUGGGUUUCUUUCCGUAUCUUUAUCUGGUUUAUCUCUGAGCCGAGCUCAGAAGUCACGAAAAGCUCCGGAAUGCGGCCUGCGGGUCUUCUGAUCCUGGCCUUUGCGGCAGUGCUAGUACCGGUGUCGCUAGUCUUCUGUGCUUUCCCGUCGACUGUUAUCCCUCUGGAGAGAGCUUUUCCUCUUAACCAGCGGGUGGAGUUGAGUGAACUCAGAGCUAGGGACCGAAUCAGGCACGCAAGAAUCUUGCAGGGUGUGAUGGGUGGUGUAGUCGACUUCUCCGUCGAAGGUUCAUCCGAUCUCUUCCUCGUCGGGCUUUAUUUUACAAAAGUGAAGCUGGGCUCUCCUCCUAGAGAAUUCAACGUUCAGAUUGAUACUGGGAGUGACAUCUUGUGGGUUACCUGCAGUUCUUGUAGUGACUGUCCCAAAUCCAGUGGACUUGGAGUUGAGCUCCACUUCUUUGACACUGCCAGUUCAUCAACUGCUGGAUUGGUAUCGUGUUCGGACCCAGUAUGUGAUUCUCGAAUUCAAACCACUGCAACUCAAUGCUUUCCUCAGAGCAACCAGUGUGGUUAUUCUUUCCAAUAUGGUGAUGGAAGUGGGACAUCAGGAUAUUAUGUAACCGACAAAUUGUACUUUGAUGCAAUUCUAGGACAGUCAGUGGUUGCUAACUCUUCGGCUUUUAUUGUUUUUGGAUGUAGUAAUUAUCAGUCUGGAGACUUGACUAAAACAGACAAAGCUGUGGACGGGAUAUUUGGAUUUGGCCAAGGAGCCCUUUCUGUUAUCUCACAAUUGUCAGCACGAGGGAUAACACCUCGGGUAUUCUCUCACUGCUUGAAAGGAGCAGAUAGUGGAGGAGGCAUAUUGGUCCUUGGUGAAAUAUUGGAGCCAAGUCUUGUUUACAGUCCACUUGUCCCAUCACAGCCACAUUAUAACUUAAAUCUACAGAGUAUUGCUGUUAAUGGACAAUUGUUGCCAAUCAACCCAGCAGCAUUUGCAACAUCUAAUAACCGUGGGACUAUUAUUGACACUGGAACAACUUUGGCAUAUCUUGUCGAGGAGGCUUAUGAUCCAUUUAUAAGUGCUAUCACGGCCAGUGUUUCCCAAUUAGUAACACCUACAAUUUCUAAAGGAUACCAAUGUUAUCUAGUACCAUCAAGCAUAGAGAUAUUUCCCCCAGUGAGUCUAAAUUUUGCUGGAGGUGCUUCCAUGGUAUUAAAACCGGAAGAGUAUCUUAUACAUCUUGGUUUCUAUGAUGGUGCUGCACUAUGGUGCAUCGGCUUUGAGAAAAUUCAGGGAGGAGUAACAAUUUUAGGAGACCUUGUCCUAAAGGAUAAGAUCUUUGUGUAUGAUCUUGCCCGGCAACGAAUAGGAUGGGCCAACUAUGACUGUUCAUUGUCUGUAAAUGUUUCCGUAACAUCUGGUAAAGACCAGUUUAUGAAUGAAGGACAGCUUAGUGUAAACAACUCAUCAGGAGAUGUCUCUCUGAAGCUACUAUUCGUUACCAUGAUGGCCAUCCUUAUGCACCUGUUGGUUUGCAUGGAGUUGUACUUUUUGUAACUUAAGCAACAGGUUUCUAAAAUCCAUUCUUUUUCAAAUGUCAAUUUGUUGGGCCGAUCUUUUAUUUAUGGUGAUCGGCAAAACCUUCACUCCAGCCAGAGCUGCAAAGGCUGCCUGUUUCUGCAGUGUAUGAUUCUUUCCCGGUCCAGACUCCUCGAUAUUGAGCAUUCUUCUGUUCUUCUAAUGGGGUUGCACAUUGUAAAAGCUCCCUCCCUAUCGGUAUAACUUGUAAAUUUUACUCUACAUUGGACUUGGGUGUUGUAGCAUUAAUAUCAUCAGUUGGUUAAAUGUGAAGGAAAGCCAUUGAAAGCUUAAAAAGCUGUAAGUGUAGUUACUGCUUCUGGUUAGGCAGAGAUGUAGAAAUGAUAUGAAAUGAUAUCUUGUGGGUGUUAUUGCUGGUUGAUUUUGUAAGACUUAUUUCCAGCAAUAAUUGAGAUAGUACUCAGUUUUGCCUGCUU